AUGCUGGCAGUCUGUAAAGUCGUACAGAGACUCCUUACUCGAGGCAUCGCACACAAUGAUAUAAAAUACAACAAUGUCUGCCUUCACAACGGGGACGACGGGCUCCACGUGACCCUCAUCGACUUGGGGAUGGCUACGCUCGUCAAUCAUCCAGUAUACAGAAGACCAGUAGCCACUGAUAUCCAGCCGCAGAUAGUAUGGAUGGCACCGGAGGUUCUGAACGGGGAAAAUACCACCACCACCAGCGACGUCUACAGCCAAGUUACUAUUUCAACAAUUCGUCGAUUGGGGUCGUACCCUGAAUCAGAACCCUCAGCCAGAACCCACCCAGCCAGAACCCUCCCAGCUAAACCCUCCCAGUCAGAACCCUCCCAGCCAGAACCCUCCCAGCCAGAACCCUCCAUCAGAACUCACCCAUCCAGAACUCUCCCAGGUCCAGCCAGAACCCACCCAGCCAGAACCCUCCCAGCCAGAACCCUCCCAGCAGAACCCUCCCAUCCAGAACCCUCCCAGCCAGAACUCACCCAGCCAGAACUCCCAGCCAGAACCUCUCCCAGCCAGAACCCUCCCAGCCAGAACCUCCCAGCCAGAACCCUCCCAGCCAGAACUCACCCAGCCAGAACUCUCCAGCCAGAACCCUCCAGCCAGAACCCUCCCAGUCCAGAACCCUCCCAGCCAGAACCCUCCAUCCCAGAACUCACCCAGCCAGAACCCCUCCCAGCGAACUCACCCAGCCAAACCCUCCCAGCCAGAACUCCUUGCCAAGACCACUCCCAGCCAGAACCCUCCCAGCCAGAACCCUCCCGGCCAGAACUCACCCAGCCAGAACUCACUCGGCCAGACUCACCCAGCCAGAACCCUCCCAGCCAGAACCCUCAGCCAGAACCCUCCCAGCCAGAACUCACCGGGCCAGAACCCUCCCAGCCAGAACCCUCAGCCAGAACUCUCAGCCAGAACCCUCCGACAAGACCCUCCCAGCCAGAACCCCCCAGCCAGAACUCUCCCAGCCAGAACCCUCAGCCAGAACCCUCCCAGCCAGUCCCAGCCAGAACCCUCAGCCAGAACCCUCGGCCAGAACUCACCCAGCCAGAACCCUCCCAGCCAGAACCCUCCCAGCCAGAACCCUCCCAGCCAGAACUCACCCAGCCAGAACCCUCCCAGCCAGAACUCACCCAGCCAGAACCCUCCAUCCAGAACUCACCCAGCCAGAACCCUCCCAGCCAGAACCCUCCCAGCCAGAACCCUCCCAGCCAGAACCCUCCCAGCCAGAACCCUCCCAGCCAGAACCCUCCAUCCAAAACAGUCAAAAAGGACAUCAAAAUCGUCUUCUAA
Messenger RNA from Homarus americanus (American lobster), 1332 nucleotides. Its product is annotated as extensin-like. Gene Ontology annotation, molecular function: protein kinase activity; ATP binding. Gene Ontology annotation, biological process: protein phosphorylation. The coding region runs from base 1 to 1332 and encodes 443 amino acids. The record is from RefSeq and is a predicted model, not a curated record. Lineage: Eukaryota; Metazoa; Arthropoda; Malacostraca; Decapoda; Nephropidae. The transcript is spliced from 2 exons.